UCUUCUCACCGAUAUAGGUAUAUAAAUAUGAUAAAAUAGUACAAAGCUCAACAUCUAUCUAUUUUCUUAACAAACAACAAUGGGAAAUAAAUGCCCUGCUUUGAUGAUAUACCUCUCUUGUUCUCUUCUUCUUGUCCUUCAAACAGUCCAUGGUGAUAACCCUGUCAGGUGUUUCGGAAGCUUCUUCAACGGCAAUGGAAGCUACGUUCAGAAUCGCCAGAAACUCUUCUCUGAUCUUGCUAAUCAAGUCGUCGCCAACGGUGGAUUCUACAACGCUUCACUCGGCCAAAAUCCCAACAGAGUUUACGCUCUUGCCAUCUGCGCAAGAGGCUACGACCAAGAAGCUUGUCUCAGUUGUGUCCAAACGUUGGCUCAGCUUACACUAAAAUAUUGUCCAAGCCGCAUGGAUUCGUUCAUAUGGGGAGGCGCUGAGAACGAAGUUUCUUGUUUUUUACGUUCCUCAAACCACUCAACCUUUGGGAAGCUACUGCUUGGACCUUCUCUUAUGUACCCAAAUCCUGAUACUAUCGAGGGAUCUAAAAACAUGACCCUUUUCGAACAAGAGUGGGACGAAAUGGUUAAUCGGACUCUCAAGGCUGCCACUAAUGCUAAAAAUUCCUCGGUACUUAGGUACUACAGUGCUGAAAAAGCCGGAUUCACGGAGUUUCCAGAUGUUUACAUGAUGAUGCAAUGCAUACCCGACAUAACUCCCCAAGAAUGCAAACAAUGUUUGGAACAUUGCUUGAUGUAUUACAGAAAAGAUUAUCAAGGAAGAAGAGGAGGCAUGUCUAGUCUUCCUAGCUGUUUUUUCAGGUGGGAUCAACACUCUUUCCACAAUGCUUUUGAUAACGUUACAGGAAUUCCUGCGCCUCCUCGACCUCCGGCUCAGGAAAAGGAGAGCUCCAAAACAGAUACAAAAGAAAGAAGCAGUGGAAAUCGCGGUAGUAUAGCAAUAUUUGCGGCUCUUACGUUCACUAACAUUUUAGUGUUUAUUGGCUUUAUGAAAGUCUUUGCAAGGAGGGGAAAAUAUAAAAAUGUUGGUAGCGCAGAGUACUCUGAUUCUAAUGGUCAAUUCAUGUUACGGUUUGAUCUCCAUAUGAUCUUAAUGGCAACUGAUGACUUCUCUUCUGAUAAUACGAUUGGCCAAGGUGGAUUUGGUAUUGUCUAUAAGGGGACCUUCCCAAACGGGCAAGAGGUAGCGGUGAAGAGAUUAGCAAAAGGUUCAGGACAAGGAGAUAUGGAGUUUAAGAAUGAGGUUUCACUCUUGACAAGACUCCAACAUAAGAAUCUAGUUAAGCUUCUUGGGUUCUGUAAUGAGGAAGAUGAAGUGAUUCUUGUCUACGAGUUUGUCCCCAAUGCAAGUCUUGACAACUUCAUCUUCGAUGAUGAAAAGCGUUCACUUCUUACAUGGGAAGUGAGAUUCAGAAUUAUCGAAGGCAUUGCUCGAGGUCUUGUUUAUCUUCAUGAAGAUUCUCAGCUGAAGAUUAUUCACCGAGACUUGAAGCCAAGCAACAUCCUUUUAGACGCUGAGAUGAACCCUAAAGUUGCAGAUUUUGGGACAGCAAGGUUGUUCGACACUGACGAGACUCGAGCUGAAACUAAAAGAAUAGCUGGAACCCGUGGAUAUAUGGCUCCUGAGUACCUGAAUCACGGGCAAAUCUCAGCUAAAUCUGACGUUUAUAGCUUCGGUGUCAUGCUUCUAGAGAUGAUAAUUGGUGAAAGAAACAAUAACUUUAAAGGAGAAGGACUUGGAUCUUUUGCAUGGAAGAGAUGGGUUGAAGGAAAGCCUGAGAGUAUAAUUGAUCCUUUCUUGAUAGCGGAUCCGAGAAACGAGAUCAUCAAGUUGAUCCAGAUUGGUUUGUUGUGUGUACAAGAGAAUGCAGCAAAGAGACCAACAAUGAGCUCUGUGAUCAUUUGGCUUGACAGUGAUACUAUUAUUAUUCCUUUACCUAAUGCACCUGCUUUCACUGGAAGUCCAUCCCAAUCUGAAAGUAGUACAAUGUCAAUGAGCAGCGAUGGCUUCACGGAGUUGAGUUGUCGUUGAGCUGUAAUUCAGUUCAUCAGAAUCUGGUUUCCGAAAGAAAACUAAUGUAAUACAUUGUAUUUUGUGGUCUUGGUCAUGAACUCAUCAUGAUCAUGAUCAAAGAACUUUCAUUUUA
Molecule: messenger RNA, 2159 nt
Organism: Capsella rubella
Lineage: Eukaryota; Viridiplantae; Streptophyta; Magnoliopsida; Brassicales; Brassicaceae
Product: cysteine-rich receptor-like protein kinase 40
Exons: 7
Coding region: 80-2044 (654 amino acids)
Biological process (GO): protein phosphorylation
Molecular function (GO): protein kinase activity; ATP binding
Source: RefSeq, a predicted model, not a curated record